AUGCCACAAGAAGCACCGUUCACGUGGUGCCUGCUAAGCGACAGGGGGUGUCUAAACCUGCAGCUGCCCUCCAUGCCGACCCUCGAGGAGCUGCUGUCGCGCGUCGACCGCGACCUGGUCAUCGUCCAGCUGAAGAUGGUGCUCUCGGCCAUGUCCAUCAUCUACAUCGGCGCCCACGGCGCCCUGCGCAGGCCCCCGUCCGCCGCGCCCCGCGUGCCCAGGACCCGCGACGGCAAGGCCAAGGCGGUCAACGCCGCCGCCAGGAAGGAGGAGGAGAGCUUCGCCGAGGGCUUCCAGGCCACCGACGCCAUCGUCUUCCCCGUCCUCGCCGCCGUAGCCCUGAUCGGGCUCUACUACCUGCUCCACUGGCUCGACGACCCGGACAUCCUCAGCAAGUUCAUGCGCUACUACUUCUCCCUCGCCUCGCUCGCCAGCCUAGGCAAGCUGAUGGGCGACGCCCUGCACCUCGCCACGGGCUUCGUCUUCCCCAACAUCUGGGCCGACCAGUUCGGACGCCUGUACCGCUUCGAUCUUGUCGCCAGGCGCCAGCUUCGCCGUGUCAGCGCCCCCGCCUCCGCCGAGGGAGGCAGCGGCGCCUGGGAGGUCGACGAGUCCAAGGACACGACCUUUCCCGGCCCCGGCCCGCUCCUCCUGCUUCCGCUGCCCCUUUUCAAGCGUGCCAUGUGGACCGCUCGCAUGUUGCUCAAGGAGAGCUGGACUGUCAAGUUGGGCCUGCACGGGGUUGGCUUUGACGAAUUCCAGGUCACUCUCAAUGGCGUCCUGGGGUUCCUUGGCGCCACCGCCGUCGCGGCCGCCUAUCACAUAACGGACUCGUCCUCCCUUUCCAACCUGAUGGCCGCAGGCAUGUCAUACGGCGCCUUCAUGCUCAUGUCGCCCACCUCGUUCUUGAUCGGCAGCAUGGUCCUGGCUGGGCUCUUUGUAUACGACAUUGUGAUGGUAUUUUAUACCCCCUUCAUGGUCACGGUGGCGACCAAGAUCGAUGCUCCUAUUAAAAUGACAUUUGAGAAUGAAGCGCGGUCGAGCUUGCUGGGUCUGGGCGACAUUGUGCUCCCUGGAAUCUUCAUCUGCCUCUGUCUGCGCUUUGACCUGUGGCGACAUUACCAGAAGCAGACCACUCGCGUCCCAACUAAGCUCACGACCGAGUUCGAGGCUGCGUCGACGGACAAAGACGUGCUGGACAUUACCACAGAAACGCGCAAGCUCGUCGAGACUAAGGACCUCGAAAUCAAGGCAGAGUUCAUGGACCCCCAGGGGCGCUGGGGCGACUGGUUCUGGACCUUGCCUCUGCGGCUGACUGGCGAAAUCCCCACUCCUGGGCUGCGGGCCAUGGCGUUUCCCAAGACGUACUUUUUUGCGUCCAUGAUUGGGUACGCGGCCGGCAUGGCGCUGACCGUUGCGAUGCUCCUCGUCUUCCGGCACGGCCAGCCGGCCCUGCUGUACCUGGUCCCCUGCGUCACGGGCGCCGCCUGGCUGACAGGCACAGUCAGAGGCGAGCUGCACGACAUGUGGACAUACACCGAAGACGGCUCGCUGGACACCAAGGACGUCCUGGUCGAUGUCGAUGGGAGUGGCAACGUUGUCAAGGCGCCGCCGGCAGACGAGACCAAGGUUAAAGCGGACCAGGAUAAGGUUCAGGGGCCGGAGGGGACCGGUAAGGCUCCGGCCGACAAGAAGGAGGUUGGGGCCAAGGCGCCCGAACUGAAGGGCUACACGGUCGCCGAGUUCAUCCUCAGCGCUCCACAUAUUGACGACAUCGACGAGGAUAAUAUUUGA
Gaeumannomyces tritici R3-111a-1 is the source of this 1794-nucleotide messenger RNA. RefSeq lists its product as hypothetical. Gene Ontology annotation, cellular component: membrane; lumenal side of endoplasmic reticulum membrane; cytoplasmic side of endoplasmic reticulum membrane. The transcript is spliced from 2 exons. NCBI's taxonomy places the organism in Eukaryota, Fungi, Ascomycota, Sordariomycetes, Magnaporthales, Magnaporthaceae. Gene Ontology annotation, biological process: membrane protein proteolysis. Gene Ontology annotation, molecular function: aspartic endopeptidase activity, intramembrane cleaving. Bases 1 to 1794 code for a protein of 597 amino acids. The record is from RefSeq and is a predicted model, not a curated record.